Molecule: messenger RNA, 1083 nt
Organism: Penicillium brevicompactum
Lineage: Eukaryota; Fungi; Ascomycota; Eurotiomycetes; Eurotiales; Aspergillaceae
Exons: 2
Coding region: 1-1083 (360 amino acids)
Source: RefSeq, a predicted model, not a curated record
AUGCAAGUUGCCGCGUGGACUCACUGGGAAUCUUCAGCCUCCGGCCUGUGGGUCACAUUCGAAACUAGCCACAUGCAAGGACUCGAAGUGCAAGUCGCAGAUUCAAGCAGUGUUUUCACACCAAACGUCAUUCAACCAGGCUCAAUGAUCCUCUCUCCACCCCUGCAUCGACGAACCGAUGCCGGCAACCACGGAGCCGCCGAUAGGUCUUGCCUCGGCACAUGGGGCCGACGUGGCAAGAAACUCACGCUUGCGCAAGAAAAUGUUCUGCGACGCCUCUAUGAGCUUGAAUCACCUUCCAUUCCAGAGGGACAGAUACCUGUGAAGAAGUUCUGGGUCUACCUCGCAACUCGUUUUCAGCAAUGCACUGGACGAGAAUACUCGUGGUUAUCUGUGAGAAGGAAGAUUAUGGGGUCAGGGCCAGAUGCUCAAUUACCGAUACCUGACGGACCUAGCUCUUGUGUCGAACAGACCAGCAACGAGCAAUCGGCAAUUGAGCCUGCUCUAGAUGACUCCAGUGGCUCCAUAGUACACGGCCUAAACUCAGCAGACGAAUCUCGAUCCACUCUGGAGCAAGGCCAAACACCGUCAAACUCGCUUUGCGUUGAUAGACCGGGGUCCUCUGAGUGUGAGAGAAGCCCUUCAGUCUUCGGUGAUCUGACACGGAGAGCCUUGUUUCCCGAUGCAGCAAAGCAUACGAAACAAACUCAAAACAUUGCCAAAAUUCCUCGACAUCCUCGAAAGAGGCAUGAUGCACCCGCGUCUAAUAGACGGAACAAUCUCCCCGCCCAGAGACUGGACCACCCGCGACUCUCAACCGCAUCUCGGGGUGUCUUACCUGGUCCCACUAAUUCGCCAUCUCUGCCACGCACAUUUGGGGAUCGUCAUUCGACGAAACCGGGUACCCUCAAACGUAAACGUUUGGUAGUGGACGGUGAUCCUCCAAAUGAAAUGUCCAAGGAGACCGCGAACGUUUUGCAAAGGUCACACGAAGCGGUUUCAGAAGACAGUGACACGCUGUAUCCAUCUGAUCCCGAUGAGCUGCCCAACACUCCCACUAAGAUAUCGAGAAGGGUUCGUUAA